Messenger RNA from Caenorhabditis bovis, 1899 nucleotides. The record is from the annotation of a GenBank genome assembly. Lineage: Eukaryota; Metazoa; Nematoda; Chromadorea; Rhabditida; Rhabditidae.
AUGAAGUUUUCCCCAAAUUUGCAAAUCGCUCGUUUUCUACAGAGCCGACAUUCUCGUCACAAAAUUGUUGUGCAACUUCGACAUUCAUCACCAGCAGCGGAUCCGACGAAACUAGUCGAUUUAUCGGAAUUCACUCCGGAGAAAAUUCGCAAUUUUGGAAUCGUCGCUCAUGUGGAUCACGGAAAGAGCACGCUAGCUGAUAGGUUGCUAGAACUAUGUGGAGUUGUUCCGCCUGGACAAAAGCAGAUGCUCGAUAAGCUGCAAGUUGAAAAAGAACGAGGGAUUACAGUUAAAGCCCAAACUGCUGCCCUACGUUACAAAGGAUACCUUUUAAAUUUAAUAGAUACGCCUGGUCACGUUGAUUUUUCUGCGGAGGUUACCAGGUCUCUAGCAGUAUGUGACGGAAUCAUACUAAUGGUAGCAGCGAAUCAAGGAGUUCAAGCGCAAACAAUUGCAAAUUUCUGGCUCGCAUUUGAGAAAAAUAUCACAAUGAUUCCGGUAAUCAAUAAAAUUGAUCUACCUGGUGCUAACAUUGAAUCAGUUCAUACACAACUGAAGACGUUAUUCGAGUUUAACCCCGAAGAAUGUCUUCAAGUGUCCGCAAAAAAUGGAAUCAACGUUGAGAAUGUUCUCAAGGCAAUUAUUGAAAGGGUUCCGCCACCAACGGCAAUCAUCGACGCCCCAUUCCGAGCAAUGAUCUUCGACUCAUUCUUUGAUCAUUAUCGUGGAGCCAUCGCUUUCAUUCAAAUAAAAGAAGGAUGCUUGAAAAGAGGCGAUAAAAUCAAAUCCUAUCAGAAUGAUAGAAGUUAUGAAGUGUUAGAAGUUGGAAUAAUGAGGCCAGAUAUGGUCAAAUGCUCAGAAUUGCGAGCCGGACAAGUUGGAUAUCUAGUUUGCAACAUGAAAACAGUUCAUGAGGCUGUUGUAGGAGAAACGUUAUACGCUACAGACACUCCAAAAAAUGAAGUAACGACGUUCGCUGAAAUCAAGUCGAUCAAACCUUCUGUAUAUGCCGGAUUAUUUCCCGUUGAGAGUUCAGAUUACGAAAAUUUAAAGCAGGCCGUCGAACGCCUUUGUCUCAACGAUCCUUCGGUGACGGUGACUCCAGAUUCAAGUAAAGCUUUAGGUCUCGGUUGGAGAAUAGGAUUUCUUGGAAUUCUGCACAUGGAAGUGUUCGGUGCUCGACUUUCUCAAGAAUACGACGCCAGUGUGAUUUUGUGCCAGCCCAGUGUUGAAUUCCGUGCCUUCAUCAAGGACAAUGAGACAAUUCAAGAAAGUGACGUCGAAAAAUUCCUUGAGCCAAUGGUGAAGGUGCGAAUGAUCGUUCCAAACGAAAUGAUGGGCACUGUCAACGGAUUAUGUUCGGAAUGUCGCGGAGAACGAGGCGAGAUUUCAUCAAUCGAUGAGACGCGCCUCAUGAUUGUUUGGAGAUUACCGCUGGCCGAAGUUGUUAUCGAUUUUUUCGAGCGAUUAAAAAAACUAACAUCGGGAUACGCUUCAUUCGACUAUGAGCCCGAUGGUUAUGCGGAAACGCGGCUCAUCAAAUUGGCAAUAUUGAUUAAUGGCAAAGAGAUUAGCGAAUUUUCGCAAAUCCUGCCGGCCGCAAUGGCUAGAGAACGAGCGAAAACUCUGGUUCAGAGAUUAAAGCGUGAAAUCCCAAGGCAACAAUUUGAGGUUACCAUUAAAGCCUGCGUCGGAAAUUCCACCAAAGCAUUGUCACAAGUCACAAUUCAACCAAUGAAACGCGAUUUUUCGCAACUCCUUAAAGGGAAUUUCGGAGGCGGCGGAAUGGAGAGACUCAACAAGAAGCUGAGCCAUCAAAAGAAGGGUAAAGAGCGCAUGAAAAUGCUCGGAAACGUGCAAAUUCCGAAAGAAGCGUUCCUAAAUGUACUUAAAAACUGA